Molecule: messenger RNA, 751 nt
Organism: Williopsis jadinii
Lineage: Eukaryota; Fungi; Ascomycota; Saccharomycetes; Phaffomycetales; Wickerhamomycetaceae
Exons: 2
Coding region: 252-662 (136 amino acids)
Source: RefSeq, a predicted model, not a curated record
CAAUCUCGCGUUGCUGCGGUGAAUUUACCGAAAAACGAGCAUAGUGGCGUAUAUUUGUGCCGUUGUGGUCUGUAACGUUGUGGUCUGUAACGUUGUGGCGUGUACCGUUAUGGCCUGGGAUGGGUUGGCCUGGCUGUAGGCGACUGGGUGUGGAGACGUAUCUGAUGGCCGGACACUAAGGCCUGGUGGAAGUAAUCGUGGUGUACACAGUUGAGCAGCCUACUACGUGUGGUAGUUGUGGUAGAUGCACUAUGUGUGCCAGGUGUGCUAGUUGUGCCGGAUAUGGUACACACACGACACAUGGUACACACACUACACACAUUACACACAUUACACACACUACCCACACUACCCACACUACCCACACUACACACACUACACACACUACACGCACCACACGCACCACACGCACUUCGCCUCCAGCGAAUUGGCCCGCCCCAUUGCCAAUUCCCAAUGGCCCAUUGGAGCAGGCCCCAAUGGCUCAGGCCCUCAAGAAAAAGAAACAAAGCAACACGCCGUUGUUGAAGCGGCUUUGGCCCCGCGGUGGUCUGUGUGUCCCCCAACGGCCAACGGCCCAACAUUUUCAACAAGGGGGAUGGGCUGCGCGAAAGUACAACACACACACGCCAAUUGGCUCUAAAACCGCUAGCCAUCUCAGCUGAAGGGGGAAAUAGACGUAUCAAAACCCAUACAACAGCACAAUUCCACGUAAAACACAGUAGAAACACAGUAGAAACACACACUUGCGAUC